This is a messenger RNA of Hydatigera taeniaeformis, 1512 nucleotides long. The record is from the annotation of a GenBank genome assembly. Lineage: Eukaryota; Metazoa; Platyhelminthes; Cestoda; Cyclophyllidea; Taeniidae.
AUGUUCUCUCGCCUACCCUCCCUUGUGACUUCACUUCGACGUGCGGUUUCCACUCAAUCUUGGCGCUCAAUGAUUCCUGAAGGCAAGGCUCUCAUUGGUGGGGAAUGGCGGGCUGGUUUGAGCGGUCAGAUGUUCCCAGUGCAUAGUCCGGCUAAAGAGGAACAGAUUGGCGAGGCGCCAUGCGCAUCGUCUCCGGAGGACUUGGACGCUUCUAUCAGGGCUGCCGCCGAGGCCCAACCCGCUUGGGCUGCACUCACGGUGGGAGCGCGAGCUCGUGUUCUGGAACAGUGGGCUUUAAAGUUGGAAGAAAAUACAUCUUUGCUGGCUCAGUUGAUAACAGCUGAAAACGGAAAAGUAGAUUCAGAUGCCCGUGGGGAAAUCUCUUCAGCCGUUCAGCAGCUCCGCUGGUACGCCAACGAAGCUCGCGCCACUUAUGGACAGGUCAUUUCCUCUGUCAAUGUGUCUGGGAGGCGGUUGAUAGUUGUUUACCAACCCAUUGGUGUUGUUGCUAUGAUAACUCCCUGGAACUUCCCUCUCUCAAUGAUGACUCGGAAGGCGGGUGCAGCGUUAGCAGCGGGCUGCGCGGUGGUUUUGAAACCCGCCGAUGAGACACCUCUUACCGCUCUUGCUGCUGCAUUUCUAGCCACCUCUGAGGCUGGACUUGACCCUCGUCUACUCAGCAUCCUCACUUCGCCCCGCGAAGAUGCUGAUGCUGUGGGGAAGGUUUUUUGCUCACACCCUCUCAUACGGUUGGUCGGAUUCACUGGCUCCACUACGGUUGGAAAGAGGCUGUAUGCUGCCGCUGCUGCAAACAUGAAACGUGUGCAGUUGGAGUUAGGUGGGAACGCACCAUUCAUAAUCUUUGAGUCAGCCGAUCUCGAUUUGGCUGUUUCCCAACUAAUGGCGUCCAAGUUUCGCUGUUCUGGUCAGACUUGCGUCUGUGCCAAUCGGAUUCUUGUGCAGGAAUCCAUUCACGACACUUUCGUUGACAUGCUAACAACUGUCGUUGGUGGACUCGAGCUGGGAAAGCAUCAGGGACCCCUCAUUAACAAAGUUGCGCUUAACAAGGUGGCAUCAAUGGUUGAAGCCGCUGAGCGUGAGGGCGCAGUGGCAACAAUUGGUGGGAAGCGCGCGUGCGUUAAUGGUCGAGGUCACUUCUAUCUGCCUACGGUGCUCGUAAAUGUCACUCCCAAUAUGCUCUGUGGUCGGGAGGAGAUUUUUGGCCCUGUUGCACCCAUAAUCAAAUUCAGUACUGAAGAUGAGGCAGUGGCACUCGCCAACUCUACGCCUUCAGGCCUGGCAGGCUACAUGUUCUCGCGUGAUGUGGGCCAAUGCUGGCGAGUGGCGGAAGCGAUGGAAGCAGGCCUCGUGGGGGUGAACGCAGGUCUCGUAAGCACGCCCGAGGCUCCAUUUGGCGGAGUCAAGCACUCCGGCAUUGGCCACGAGGGUGGACCAGGCGCGCUUAAGGAAUUCAUGAACACAAAAUACAUGUGUUGGGCUGGUAUCGACUAA